Dromaius novaehollandiae (emu) is the source of this 10266-nucleotide messenger RNA. It is a transcript of the gene SNX13, whose product is annotated as sorting nexin 13. The transcript is spliced from 26 exons. Gene Ontology annotation, cellular component: early endosome. The coding region runs from base 251 to 3157 and encodes 968 amino acids. Lineage: Eukaryota; Metazoa; Chordata; Aves; Casuariiformes; Dromaiidae. The record is from RefSeq and is a predicted model, not a curated record. Gene Ontology annotation, biological process: positive regulation of GTPase activity. Gene Ontology annotation, molecular function: phosphatidylinositol binding.
CCAAUGGGCGGGCGCGCCGGCAGCAGAGCGGCGGCGGCGCACGUAGCUUCCCCAAGAUGGCGGCCUCUCCGGACCGAGCUGCGAGGGCGGCUGCGGGGCUGCGGGCCGCGGGCGGCCGCUGAGGGCGGCGGCAGGGAGCUGGCGGCGCUCGCCUCGCCUCCCCGCAGCCUGGGGGGGAGUCUUCCGCGCGGCCGCGAGGCUUCGCCAUGCUGCGGGGCUAGAGCCGCGGGGACUCCGCAGCGGGGUAAUAAUGUUAGCAGAGACCAGUCUUUCCAUAUGGGGAUGGGGAAGUCUUGGCAUUGUGCUUUUUCUAAUAACUUUUGGACCCUUCGCUAUAUUUUACUUUGCGUUUUAUAUCCUCUGCUUUGUGGGUGGGGGUUUUGUGGUUACUCUUUUAUUUGGAAAAAACAACUCAGAAAAAUACCUUGAGCAGUGUGAACAUUCAUUUCUUCCUUGUACGUCUGUUGGGAUCCCUAAGUGCAUAGAAGAAAUGAAAUGCGAAGCCAGACCUAUUAAGAUUGACAGAAGACUGACAGGUGCAAAUAUAAUUGAUGAACCUUUGCAACAGGUAAUCCAGUUUUCUCUGAGAGACUAUGUGCAGUAUUGGUAUUAUACACUAAGUGAUGAUGAAUCAUUUCUUCUGGAAAUCAGGAAGGCUCUUCAAUAUGCACUUGUUCAAUUUUCUGCCAGGUCAAAGGAAACAGACUGGCAGCCUUAUUUCACUACACGACUUGUUGAUGACUUUGGCACUCAUCUUCGAGUUUUCAGAAAAGCUCAACAAAGAAUAGCAGAGAAAGGUGAUCAGAUGAAAGACCAAGCUGAGGAACUUGUAGAUACAUUCUUUGAGGUUGAAGUUGAAAUGGAAAAAGAAGUCUGUCGUGACCUAGUCUGUACUUCUCCCAAAGAUGAAGAAGGAUUCCUAAGGGAUCUUUGUGAGGUUUUACUGUAUAUAUUGCUACCUCCUGGAGACUUCCAGAACAAGAUCAUGCGAUACUUUGUCAGGGAAAUCCUCUCCCGAGGAAUUCUUCUUCCAUUAAUAAACCAGCUCAGUGAUCCUGAUUAUAUUAAUCAGUAUGUCAUAUGGACGAUCCGUGAUUCCAACUGUAACUAUGAGGCCUUUAUGAAUAUUAUUAAAUUAAGUGACAAUAUAGGCGAGUUGGAAGCAGUGAAAGAUAAAGCAAGUGAAGAACUGCAAUAUCUUCGAUCUCUAGAUACAGCAGGAGAUGAUAUCAACACUAUAAAAAAUCAAAUAAACAGUUUAUUAUAUGUUGUUAAAGUAUGUGAUUCAAGAAUACAGAGGUUGCAGUCAGGAAAAGAAAUAGAUACUGUGAAACUGGCAGCAAACUUUGGAAAACUUUGCACAGUCCCUCUGGACCAUAUUCUGGUAGACAAUGUUGCACUACAAUUUUUUAUGGAUUACAUGCAGCAGACUGGUGGCCAAGCACAUCUGUUUUUCUGGAUGACAGUGGAAGGAUACAGGGUUACAGCACAGCAGCAGCUGGAGGUAUUGCAAAGCCGGCAAAAAGACGGAAAGCACCAGACUAAUCAAACCAAAGGUCUAUUAAGAGCAGCCGCAGUUGGAGUUUAUGAGCAAUAUUUAUCAGAGAAGGCAUCUCCGAGAGUUAAUAUUGAUGACAACUUAGUAGCAAAACUGGCAGAAACACUGAACCAUGAGGAUCCAACACCCGAAAUCUUUGAUGACAUUCAGAGAAAGGUAUACGACUUGAUGCUGCGAGACGAAAGAUUCUACCCUUCAUUCAAACAGAAUGUAUUGUAUGUGCGUAUGUUAGCUGAGCUGGAUAUGCUGAAGGAUCCUAGUUUCAGAGGAUCAGAUGAUGGUGAAGGAGAAUCCUUUAAUGGGUCUCCUACUGGCAGCAUAAAUCUGUCCUUAGAUGACCUCUCAAAUGUCACUUCGGAUGAGACAGUUCAACUCCAUGCAUACAUCUCAGAUACUGUCUAUGCUGACUAUGACCCAUAUGCUGUGGCAGGAGUAUGUAAUGACCAUGGCAAGACAUACGCGCUGUAUGCUAUCACGGUCCAUCGGCGAAAUGCAAGCAGUGAAGAGACAUGGAAGACAUACCGGCGCUACAGUGACUUCCAUGACUUUCACAUGAGGAUCACUGAACAGUUUGAAAAUCUUGCAAAUAUACUGAAACUUCCUGGCAAAAAGACAUUUAACAACAUGGACAGAGAGUUCUUGGAAAAGAGGAAAAAAGACUUAAAUGCAUAUUUACAGCUUUUGUUAAAUCCUGAAAUGAUGAAAGCUUCUCCAGCUUUAGCCCAUUAUGUGUAUGACUUCCUGGAGAAUAAAGCCUACAGCAAAGGGAAAGGAGAUUUUGCACGGAAGAUGGACACAUUUGUAAACCCACUGCGUAAUUCUAUGAGAAAUGUAUCAAAUGCAGUCAAGUCUCUCCCUGACAGCCUGGCAGAGGGAAUGACUAAAAUGUCAGACAACAUGGGUAAAAUGUCAGAAAGAUUGGGACAAGACAUAAAGCAAUCAUUUUUCAAGGUGCCUCCUCUGAUCCAGAAAACCUAUUCAGAUCCUGAACAUUGCCGUGUUGCAGCACCAAUUGAUGACAACGUGGAUGACAAUAUUCCACUGAGAGUAAUGCUGCUCCUUAUGGAUGAAGUCUUUGAUUUAAAGGAAAGAAAUCAGUGGUUAAGAAGAAAUAUAAAAAAUCUGCUUCAGCAACUUAUUAGGGCAACAUACGGUGACACAAUUAAUAGAAAAAUAGUUGAUCAUGUUGACUGGAUGACAUCUCCUGAACAAGUAGCAGAUGCAGUGAAGCGCUUCAGAGAUGCUUUUUGGCCCAAUGGCAUUUUAGCAGAGACUGUUCCACGGAGAGACAAAGCUAUUAGAAUGCGAACAAGAGUAGCAGGGAAAACUAAGUUACUGGAGGUAAUGCCAGAUGAACUGAAGCACAUCAUAGGUGCUGAGACGACACGAAAAGGCAUUCUUCGGGUCUUUGAAAUGUUCCAGCACAGUCAACUGAACAAGAGAAUGGUUUAUGUGUUUCUGGAGAGAUUCCUAGAAACCUUAUUUCCACAAAACAAGUUUCAUGAGCUCUUCAACAAACUGCAUUCACGGUCAAAGCAGAUGCAGAGGUAUAAGCAGAGACUACAUUCUACUCAAGCGCCUUCCUUACAGAAGAGGUGACACUCCAAACCUAUUAAGCUGGUGUAUGUUUGUCCUGGACUAAUUACUUGGGCAGAUGCUCUGGGGCUUCAAACUCACAUGCUGUUAUUUCUGCACCAGUCUCUUAGUGUCACAUAUUAGAUUAUUAAUGCAUCUGUAAGACCUGUGGAUCUUCUCAUCUUCACCUGUAAUUCAACCACUACCACAAGGGUUUGUGUGUCUUAAAUGAUUUGGUGCAUCUUUAUGAAACAUUGAGAAGAAUACUGGUCCAUUAUGUAAGAAUGUUGGUUCCUUCUGCUCCUGAGUCGAUGUUUUGCCAGCAACGAAAAGUGCCAGACUGUUUGAGUAAAGCACAACUGCAGUGAAUAUAAUGGAGGAAAAGGAUGUUUUGGCACUGGGAGAUAGUGCAAUGUGUGAGAAUUAGGUGGGGUUGUUCUACAUUAUGACUGUUGAGGUUCUGUACGUCUUAUUUAACAUUCCUUUAAAGGCUGCGCUAACAGGAAAAGCAGUCUCUGGAAUAGCAGAUUCGGGGGAAGGGGAGGUAUAGGAUACCUUCCAUCACAAAAGUACAUUUAUUAAAGAAAGGUUGAGAUAAUGUGGCUUUUAUAUCACAUUAACUUCACCUUUUGUAUUUUGAAAAAUAAACUAACAUUAGAUCUUUUGGGAGUUUUAGUAAUGAAAGGCAGAGAUGCAGUAAAAAUCUUUAUUUUGAUUAUUCUGUAGCUUUAAGGGCCAUAUUCUGCUCUUAUAGCACCUGACAUACAUUUUGCAUGUAACUUCAGUGGAGAAGGGGCAUCAUAGUCACGUUCAGUUGGUGUAUUUGAAGAUAUGUCAAUUUGAUCGUUGUAGAAGGAAGGGGGGGACCUGUUUCAAAGAGGAUAGACAUCACGUUAGAAGAUGAGGAAAUUGCACUAAGAAACAGUCUACACACAACUCCCUGCUAAAAUCUGAAAAUCUUUUGGGUGUAGAAGACUAUCCUACUUAAUUUAAAGAUUCCUUACCUUUUAGUGUCUAAGCCUCAUAUGGAAAAAUGUUAGAAUUAGUUGGUUCCUCGCAGAUACAAGAUUUCAUUAAAGUCAUAUGCAAACAUUUGGAAAUUCCUGAAUGCAUCUCAGUGUAUAUAUGAAAAUAAAAAGGAGAUAAAACUACAAUAUUUUUUUAAAUAAUCUUUUUUAUUUUUUGCAUAGUGUAAAAUUUUAAUAAAAUUUUGACAUCAAAGCCCCACAUCCAUCUGUUUAGUUUCAUCAGAGAAUUUAUGUCCAGUUAAGAAUAAUUAUGUCAAACUGAAUAAUCCUGUUUGGCCACAGUACAUCUCAGUUUGUGUUUUCUUUUGCAUAGUCCCCAAUUGUUUAUGAGCACUACUAUCCAAGAGAAUAGAAAGUAAUCCUAUAGAGUCCUUUUUUUUUCUCCUUCUGAAUGCUAAACAUCAUCUAAGAUUUAACUAUUGAUCAAGAAUCCUUAUAGUGAUUUUUGUCUAAAUGGGAACAAAUGAUCCUUUUACGUGAGGGAGAAAUAUAGGCCUUUUAUUUUAUGCAAGUGUUCUAAGAGGUGAAGACAGAAGGCCCUCAAAAUGGGACCUGGUUAAAUUGACUGAAUCCUAUGCAUAGAUAAUUUUUUCUCAUGGACUCUAUUCAUGCAAUGUAGCCUCUUAUACUACUUAUUGAUGAUCAUAUUGUAUUGUUAACAUUCUCAUACAGUAUGCAUGGGCUCAAGUGCACUUGUUUUUUCUUUAUCACAGAACUAAAGACUGUAAAUUAAAUCCCUGCCUUUUAUGAUUUCCAGGAAGACAAGUCGGUAAAUGUGUAAGACUCUCUGCCCCUUUCUCUCUGCAGGUUCUGUAGAAGUGUGAUGAUUAAGUGCUGUUGAAAUUAACACAUUUCUUGAGUUCCUGCAUGAAGUAACCAACAUAGCCAGUUCCUGUUGUUUACAUGCCUGUAUCUUCCUCUAAGGUCAGGGUGCUGUAGCAUACUUGACAUCUGACUGAUAAAAGAUCAUUCAGCAGCUGUUCUUGGUGAUAUAGUAAAUAUAUCAUUGAUCCUACCAAAUCUUAUUUAUGUCUUUUAAAUCACAAAAUUUGUUAUGCAAUAUGAAAAUGGAAAGUUAAAAUAUUGUUUUGUUAAAUCUGUGGAACCUCUUAUCUAUCUAUAGGUACCAUGAUAAAUUUCAAGAGAAUAGUGGUCAUGUGGAAAUUUGGUAUUUUCUUUUAGUUACCUGGUACAUUUCUGUACAAAAAUAAAAUAAUAUCUCUAGGAAUGUGAACUGAACAUAAUUCAAAAUGUUUAUUAAAGGAAUUUUACUUAAUGAAUUUAUUGCAUAUGUAUACUUAUACACACACGUAUAUACAUGUGUGUAUAUGUAUAUAUGUAUUGAAGUUCUGUAUUUCAUUACAGAACGUGGCUUCCUAAUUCGUUGGUGCCUGUUGGCAAGAACUGUCAGAAAUGAAUACUUUUUUUUGUUAAAAGUUCGUAUGUAUCUUUAUUUAAAUGGUUUACAUGUUGCCCAUUUAAAAUAUCCACCGUGUUAACCUGUGCGGUCCAUUAUCCUAUAAAGUCUCCAAAACUGAAUGUUAAUAUACAGCACUUAAACUGUCUGGAUGUAUCUUCUGGCCUUUGGGUGCUGUGACUGGCCACUGAAUAUUGCGCCAUUGUCAACAAAUGCGCUUGUUUUAGCCUUAAUUAUUUUUAGAGAAAAUGAGCAAUUGAAUAUUUCAUUUGGUUCAUCCUCAAGCUUGUGCUGCUGGUGUUUGCUAGAACUAAACAGUAAAUUUUAAGUGCUACCAGAAUGUGUACCAAAAUAAAAAAUAUAUGAAUUCCACAAUCUAAAUUUUAAUUUUGUGCAAUAUUUUCAUUUAAUGCAUGUGUAUUUGAAUAACUGUAAAAUAAACGAAUUUUUAAUGUUUUGAGAUUUAGGUUAAAAAUGUUUUCUCAGCUGAACAAUUUUGCAUUCUGUUGUUGCAUUAGUUUAUUUAAGGACUUGUUUUAAAAGUCUUAUUUGUUACUCCUUGUUAAUUCCCUUGUUCUGAAUGGUCUUUGCUCAUCUGAGCAUAGCUCAUAUAUUACAAGGGAAAAAUCUAAAGAGCACAUCUCAUGAAUAUAGCUGUUAUAAGUUACUUGUGCAUAUCAUUGUACAGUAAGUGUCAGCUGUGUGCCUAAUUGUUCUAUUGAUGCUUUUCCCCUCCCUUCCCUCUCCUUUUCUUUUCCUUAAUGAAGAAUGAACAUGAAACAGGCUGCCAUGGUCACUUCUACUGAAUGGCAGAGACUCUGAAUUUUUAUUUGGAGUUUGCAUUUAUGUUUUGUCCAAUAGAAAGCUAAAAAAAAAUACACUAAUAAAGUAUUAACAGGAUUAUUAUGAGUCUUUAACUGUUAUUCGUUUUUUAAAGUAGCUCUCACUAGCAGAUGUAUGUUCCUUAAGUCUGGGAAAAUAUCAGUACAGGUAAAUAUUGCUGUUAGUGCCAUCAGAAAAAAUCAUUCCUUGGUUUUAAACACUUUUUAGACUAGUUUUGCUUUUAACAAAUGAAUGACACCUUUUCUUUUGAGGCCAGAGUGUUCCACUUUGACAUGUGGGGAAAUAGAACUUGUUACUUGAAACAAGUUUAUAUUUAUUUUUCUUCCUGGAGUAUUACUGUAAGAAAUAGAAGACUUAAAACUUGGACUUAGAAUUUAAUUUUGACUAAAUGAGACAUUUGGCCUUGCACGAGUUUUUUCCAUUCUCUUCCACAAAUUCAGAAAACUGGUUAUUGGUAUAAUGUUAACUAGGGCUUGAUUUAGUCAUAUAAACUGAUUACUAAGUAUUAGUUACUAGGAAUAUUUUUAUUACAUUUGCAACAAUAGUUUUGAGGAAGCAAUUCUGAGGGUAGAGGAUGCAAAAAUUUUCCUUCAACAGAAAAUUUUCUAUCAGUGUUUGCAUAGUGUCUUAUAUUUUAGAAGGCUAUGUGCAGAAACUGUAGACUUCUAUGGUGUGGUUUUUUAUAAUUUUUAUUUUUUGUCUUUUUUCCCCUGGUUUUUGUUUUCUUUUCUUUUUACUUUUCUUCUCUUUUUUCUUUUUCCUUUUUUCUUUUUUUUUCCCUCCCCCAGCCACAGCUGGGUAUACCAUGGGAGCACAAUUGUUGCCCUUGGUACAUUUACUCCAGCUGUUUCACAUUGAUCAAAAAGAUGUCUUGAGUUGUAGAGAUGUUAGUUCUCUUAUUCUAGGGUAGAAUGUUUACUAUUUUCACUAACUUAAAUGCUUUUGCUACAAGAUAUAGAUACAUUUCAGGGAUUUUAUUAGUUUAUUGCAAAUUUUAUUUGUUGGGGCUGUUACACUCGUCCUGGGAUAAUUUCAUGGCAAGAAGUUUACUCCAUGAUAAAUUUGUCCAGAAGUUUUUAACAUUAUCUGCAUUCGCUGAAUGAGAAUAAUAAAUGCCUGUGACCGAACUGUCCACUCUAGCACAUUGUCUGGUUCAUGUUGUUUUUGAUGUCUAAUAAAAGAGUGGGGGUUGCUAAAGCUUUUCUAAUGUUAAGCAGCCAACAUCCAUCUACACUGACAUAUAACUCAACUAUAAACCUCAUGUUUUAGCUCUUGGAGGAAAGCAACUUAUGUAAUGAAAACAGUCCAUUUUUACUAAAUAUUUCAAAACAAAUUAAGCUUUAUUUUCAUGAAACACUUUCAUGAAACAUCUGUGCCACUGCAGUUUCCCUCCCCCGCCGUCAAUGUGUUCAAAUACUUUUGUACUGAAGUAUCUCAAAUACCUGUUUCCUAUACAGUGUCUCUUUAAAUUACUGUGGCAUGCUGAGAUUGAAAAAAUCUGCGUAAGUCAGUUUAUUUGAUACCCAAUUCAGAAAGAGCUAACUGGAAUUCUUAUUUGACAUUUUAGAAUUAGAAUAGCAAAUAAGUUAAUUCUGAGCUUAGGUUUGAGUAUUGACCUAGAUUAUACAUAAGCUAUUGACAGUCAAGAGCUACUGGGGGAAAAGAAUUUAGCUUUCGAAAACUGACUUGUUCGUAUCGUAAGUUUUAGAAAUGAGUUCUUAGCAGUCAUUUAAAUCUUUGUGUUUGGAUCACUUUCUGAAUUUUCUCAACAGGAGAUGAAAAACAUUCUAAUUCUAAAUUAAAUCAAGAAAUGCUUAUGAAAUUCUCAAUUAUUAAAAUCCUGGAAUUUUAAAUGAGAGGGAUUAAUAAGAUUGUGAGUGUUAGGAGCACUCUUUUUUUCAUUAGGAACAUGUUAAAGAAGUUUGUGCAAGUGCUUCAGUUACUUCAUUUGCAAAAUGGACAGAAAUUGAAAGAAAAUUUUCCUGGUUUUUUUUUCCACAUUAAAAUAGGCAUUCAGUAUUGAGAUAAGUACAAAGCUUCUUAGACACCUUUUUGCAGAAUUCAUCACAAACUAGCAAGCUACAGGUUUCUUUUCAGCUGAAGGUGAAGUUAGAAUUUAUGAAAGAAAACAUUUUCCUUCUAAGUUUCAAGAACUUCAUAUGAAAUGUUGCUUUAUAGUCUGUUUUAAAAUUGGUUUCACAUCUUUUCCUUUGACUGAAAAUUUCACAUAUCAAUUUUAUAUUAUCUGUGCUGAUUUAAAUCAUUAGCUUCCCAGUGUUCCCUAAAGUCAUUUUGCAGGCAAAGUAAACCAGGCCUGCUUAUACCUAAUGUAAAAGCAAAAGAGCCAUUUUGGGGAGAAAAGGGUAGGAGCUGCCUUCUCUCUUGGUUAAUCAUGUCAGCAAAGUGAAACUAAAAUGUCCUUCACUUUGGAAUUCAUCAAUUUCUGACUUUUCACAUUGCCACAUAAAGGAAACAGGCCUAAAUUCUCCUAUAUAUUGCAUAUGUAAAUAGGAACCUAAAGAUACUUUCCUUAUGUGUAGGUUGUAAGUGAUGUAGAGGCUUCCAGUGUACAGUUGUAUUAAAUGCCUUUUAAAUGUUGAAUAUUCUAACAAUUCUGCUAAUAAAUGCAAUAAAUGCAGCCUGCAAAAAUGUGGGUUUUACUGACUGUGUAGAAAAUGCUUUCUCAACUCUCUGUGAUUCUUUAGAACCAAGAUAUGGGCUCUUACUAGUAAAGGAACUUUUUGAAAUACCUGAGCAGUUAGAAAUAAUUCUGUUGACUGCUCUACUUGCUAUAGAAUCCUUCCUAGUCUUUUCUGUCAACACUACUGAUAUUACCAAGAAUGUAGUCUCUAGAAGAUGUUUUUCUUUGAGCUAUAGGAGGUGUAGCAAUAUUAGUAAAGGGCUGUUUGUUUAGAUGGACUCUUUGGGUCAACUGUACCGAGGACAGUAAAAUGCAUGGAUGGUGCUAUGCAGAGUGUUAAAUGUUAUUCUUUCCAGUUAACCCAGUAAUUAAUUAACAAUAAAUAAAUAAAAUGACUUGGGCAACCACUUGUUUUUUUUUUUUGGUUAAAUUUUUGGUAUUAUGGUAUUUUAUAUGGCAAGAUUUUUAUUAUGGCAAAGGCUGUACUAUGAUGCAAACACUAGAUGAAUCCAUUGCACGGUAAUCAUAACACGUUAUUGUAACAGAUUAAAACUAGUUUGUAUGGACUAGAGUGCAGGUGUGUACUGGACAGGAAAGCAUGCCUCAAAGUGUUUCUAAUUGUUUGGGAUGGGAGAGAGAAAAUAUUUUGUGUAUCUAAGCCACCACCAACAAAGCAAUUAAAGGGGCAUGUAAAGAGAUGUCACUGUCAAGAAUUUGAAUCUCUAAACUUGUAUGAAAACUACUUUUUUCUUUCUGUGCUAUAGCUGCCAGUAUUGGUUGAGCUCUGGUUGAAACAAUACAUAAUUUGCUAGCUCAUUAGAAUUCCAACUGGCCUUUAAAAUCUAAUUCACUACAAUUUGUAGAACUCAUACAUAAAACUGUUUUCCACAGUUAAUCUUAUAAUUGUUUGUCUUGUAAUCAAAAUGGAAUAUGUCAACUUCUCUAUACCAUAUUUAGCAUGUUGAAUUGAGACUACUGCAUAAUACUGGAAAUUGCUGUAAUACAAGUAGAAUCUGUACAAAUUGUAGCUUUUUACUGCAGUUAUACAAUUUUUUUUGCUUUGUUUUAUCUCUCAGCUAUUCUAAUUAUAAAAAUCUUAGUGGAUUGAUCUUGGACAGUUUGCAACAAAAAUGGCAUUGUAGGAGUCAGCUGUACUGCAUAUGUGUUCGUUUGACUUAAUAAAGGAGCAGUGUCGUUUCUGCCA